This is a messenger RNA of Paramecium sonneborni, 487 nucleotides long. The record is from the annotation of a GenBank genome assembly. Lineage: Eukaryota; Ciliophora; Oligohymenophorea; Peniculida; Parameciidae.
UAUUCAUUGGUUGAUAAUUAAUUAGUAUAUCACAUACAUACAUAUCAAUCGCCUUUUAGAAUAUGUAACUCAUGAAGAAUGUGUAAUUACUAAAAAGAUUAUACGGUGAAUAAUAAUGGAUUUAAUAGUUAAUACAUACUUUUGAUGAUGAUCUAAUGAUUGCAACAACAAUUCUUAAAAAACAAAUUAUGUAUAUAUUGAAUAUAAAAAAGUUUGCAUUAUAAAAAUGACUGGAAGCUCUAAAAGUUGUAUUUUAAUAGUCAAUAAAGAUGCCUUAAAAAUUAAAUCAUUGUAUGGCUAUCAACAGUUGUCUUUAACAUUUGAGUAUGGAUUUUAUGUUCAAUUCCAUGCACCUUCAAGUUGAUUUAAACUAAAUGAUAAUUUGAAAAAAGUAUAGGGACGCAGAAUGAAAUUUACAAAUGCUGAUUAAUUAAUUUGGGUUAUAGGGAAUUAAAUAAGCAAAAAUUGUCAGUGCAUUUAAAUGGAA